Messenger RNA from Macrobrachium nipponense, 1732 nucleotides. RefSeq names its product neuronal acetylcholine receptor subunit alpha-2-like. The record is from RefSeq and is a predicted model, not a curated record. Gene Ontology annotation, molecular function: transmembrane signaling receptor activity; transmitter-gated monoatomic ion channel activity involved in regulation of postsynaptic membrane potential; excitatory extracellular ligand-gated monoatomic ion channel activity. Bases 16 to 1311 code for a protein of 431 amino acids. Gene Ontology annotation, cellular component: neuron projection; plasma membrane; synapse. Lineage: Eukaryota; Metazoa; Arthropoda; Malacostraca; Decapoda; Palaemonidae. The transcript has 9 exons. Gene Ontology annotation, biological process: signal transduction; chemical synaptic transmission; nervous system process.
AGAGACCAGAAGCUAAUGACCAACACAGAAAUGAUCAUGAAGUGGAACGACAGCUUCCUCAGGUGGAAUCCCGCCGACUACAAUAACACCACAGUUAUCCGAGUUCCUUACGGAGCCAUUUGGUAUCCUGAUAUCAUCCUUUAUAACACAGCGGAUUCUAACUAUCGUCUGGGGAUGAUCGCUACCAACGCCAUCAUUUCUUACACGGGGGAGGUCGAGUUGAUCUUCCACGCCAUAUUUCAGUCGACCUGUGACAUCGACAUUAAAUGGUAUCCUUUCGACCAACAAGACUGUAAGAUGCAUUUUGCGUCAUGGACUUACGAUUCCACAAAGCUUCGCUUGGUCCAGGCACCUGCGGACCUUUCGCAGUAUAAUCCUCACCCUGAGUUUUACCUCGAAAAUUUCUACUCAGAAAUGUACGAAGCUGAAGACCCGUGCUGCGCAAACACAUUUUCCACUGUAGUUUAUCAUGUGCAACUACAGAGAAGGACGAUGUUUGCGAUAUAUUUCUUCAUUAUGCCUGGGACCAUCGUCAACAUUUGUGCCCUGCUGACCUUCCUCUUGCCCCCCGAAUCAGGGGAGAAGAUCAGCCUCGCCACCAACGCCUUGUUGGCCAUGAUGGUGUUCCUGAUGGCCAUGACCCAGGAUAUUCCACCCACUGAGCAGGUGCCUCUCAUAGGUCGUUAUUACGGGGGCUGCAUCUUCCUCUUGUCUCUGAAUAUCGCAGCUUCCGUCUACAGUCUGAGAUGCUUCUUCACUUCAGACGCUCGUAUGUCCAGGCCUCUCUGUAUGCUGCUGCAGUUCUUUGGCCGCUUACUCUUCGUCUCUCCUCCUGAAGAAGUAAAAAGAAAGUGGGAUCUUGAACUCGCUUCGAAGGUUGGCUGGACAUCCGAUGGAUCGAAGUCAGCCUUCAUUCGAGUGGAGCCGAGUAAAGAGGAUUCCGGCACUUCACUGACCAGCUACCAGCAGCGUAGCCUAGAGGCACUUGAAGGUAUCCAUUUGCUCCUCUUAUCCAAGGAAGUCCAGAAGGCUAAAGGAAUGACUGGAAACGGUUCCUCAGCAUCCUCUGACUAUUCUCAAGAAUGGCGAUAUUUCUCUCUCGUGUUCGACCGAUUUUUCUUCGUUGUUUCCGUUUUGGUCUUCGUCGUCUUUAACCUGGCUGUUCUUCUUUCGUCUCCGCAUGGCGUCAGGUUCGAGUACUGUCCACAAGGACCUGGAACCUGUCCAGAGGACUGGGAUGCUGAUGACAAAUUCGCACUUCUGGAAGCUGGAGAAGGAUUGGCGGCAGUUCACGGCGAAGAUCAUCCUUGAUUUACUGAGGAGAUUUCUUACAGUUUAAACUUUUCAAAGUAUUUGUGAGGCUUUCCUUGGGCAACGGGUAAACUACCUGUUGACUAAACAAUUCCAGUGUUGUACAGACGUUCUCUCCUUAAAGUUACUGAAAAUCUAUUGAAAAUUACCAUAAGAAUUAGACAUGUUAACAAACCUUUAUGAAUUCUUGUUCAUCAAACAAUACCAUGUGAAUGAAUAGUAUCGAAGGGAUGUCAUCUCUGGACUGAGACUGGCUACAUAGACAUAGACUUUGAAGAAAAGACAGGCCAUUUUCUCAGUAUUUUUCUUACACAACUAAUAAUUACCAGCACCAAAGCUAAUAUAUAAGUACUGUGAAGUGAAGAAAAUAUCCUGAGACAAAAUCUUGGACAUUUCAGGUAUCGGUGUUUAGGAAAGUUGC